Molecule: messenger RNA, 1719 nt
Organism: Planococcus citri (citrus mealybug)
Lineage: Eukaryota; Metazoa; Arthropoda; Insecta; Hemiptera; Pseudococcidae
Product: tubulin gamma-2 chain-like
Exons: 11
Coding region: 122-1486 (454 amino acids)
Biological process (GO): microtubule nucleation; mitotic sister chromatid segregation; cytoplasmic microtubule organization
Cellular component (GO): nucleus; cytoplasm; centrosome
Molecular function (GO): GTP binding; structural constituent of cytoskeleton
Source: RefSeq, a predicted model, not a curated record
AUUUAUUCCCGCCGUUACAUAGAAAUGAGGUUCUUUUCUUAAUUUCGUCAAGUUGUAGUAUUAAUUUAAUAUAAUAACUUGUAAUUAUUUCAUCCGGAAUUUGGACUCGUAAACCACCAAGAUGCCGUGUGAAAUGAUAACUUUGCAGCUGGGCCAAUGCGGCAACCAAAUUGGUUUCGAAUUCUGGAAAAAAUUAUGUGAAGAGCAUGGUAUAAAUCCAGAAGGUAUAUUGGAACCAUUCGCAACCGAUGGUGUCGAUCGUAAAGAUGUAUUUUUCUAUCAGGCUGAUGACGAGCAUUAUAUCCCUCGCGCAAUAUUAUUAGAUUUGGAACCUCGAGUCAUCAAUCACAUCAUACACUCGCCGUACUCCAAGUUGUACAAUUCAGAAAAUAUCUACUUAUCUAAAGAUGGUGGAGGAGCUGGUAAUAACUGGGCUUCUGGUUAUCAUCAAGGAGAAACUUUGCAAGAAGAAAUAUUCGAUAUUAUCGAUAGAGAAGCAGAUGGAAGUGAUAGUCUUGAAGGUUUCAUGUUAUGCCAUUCGAUAUCUGGUGGUACCGGUUCAGGCGUUGGCUCUUAUUUGUUAGAAAGACUGACUGACAGAUAUCCGAAAAAGUUGAUUGAAACUUAUAGCGUUUUUCCUAAUCAAGAUGAAAUGAGCGAUGUAGUCGUUCAUCCUUACAAUUCCUUGUUGACGCUCAAAAGACUGACUGUAUGUGCAGAUUGUGUUGUCGUAUUAGAUAACACAGCUUUGAACAGAAUAGCAUCAGAUCGUUUGCGUAUUCAGAAACCGUCUUUAACUCAAAUAAAUGCUCUAGUUUCUACUAUAAUGUCUGUAUCAACAGCAAUGCUGAGAUUUCCAUCUUACAUGAAUAAUGAUCUCGUUGAACUGAUCGCUCCAUUAAUUCCAACUCCAAGAUUGCAUUUCUUAAUGACUGGAUAUACUCCACUUACCAAUGAUCACGAAGCGUCAUCCAUCAGGAGAACAACCGUGUUUGACGUCAUGAAACGUUUGCUGCAACCGAAAAACAUGAUGGUAUCAACAGCACACGAAAGAAACACCGCUCAUUGCUACUUAUCCAUAUUGAAUAUCAUACAAGGUGACGCUGAUCCAUCUCAAGUAAGCAACGCUUUAAAGAGAAUCGGGGAGAGAAAAUUAGUCCAAUGGAUACCUUGGGGUCCGGCCAGUAUACAAGUCGUAUUAUCUAAAAAAUCACCUUAUAUUCAGACAGCUCAUCGUGUUUCUGGUUUAAUGUUAGCAAACAAUACUAAUAUAUCAUCGCUCUUCCAACGAGCGCUGGAACAGUAUGAUAAGUUGAGGAAACGUGAAGCUUUCUUAGAACAAUUCCGAAAAGAGGCCAUGUUCCAAGAUAAUUUAGACGAACUCGAUAAUUCUAGAGAAGUGGUACAAGAGCUAAUCGAUGAAUACGUUGCAGCCACCACGAAAGAUUAUUGUUCUUGGGAAUUUAAACCAGACAGUGCCAAAUAAUUCAUCGUUUUGUCUCUUGAAGACGAUCUAUUUUCGAAAGAUUGCGAUAAAUUCUAUAUUUUUUAGUCGUUAACCUAUUUAAAUUGUCGUUUUAAUAUUUUAUUCUUAGUUUUUUCAUUAUUACGCUUUAAUAUUCGAGAACAAAUUUCCCUAAAAAUGUUUUAUAGCUAUUGUGUGCGUGUUCUUAUUUUUUUAAUCUAUGGAUUAGAUGAAACAUUAAAUGUUUUCUCGUA